AUGGAAACCGAAGGCGGAGGCUAGGAGCCGAACAACAGCUCUAUCAUAUUUAGCUAAACAGACAACAGCGUUGAAAUCACCCCAUAAAAAGUUAACUCUGAAGAAGACAUCCAGCCCUCUCUCAUUGUAGAGCCAAGGCUAGAAAAUAAAAAGCGCAACAAGUCUUUUUAAAAGAAAAAUAGAGAAUAGAUGAGAAACAGAAUUAAAAACAGUCUCUUUAGUAAUAGCAAGAAUAACAGCGUAGCUUGCAGCAUGGAAAAUCUAGUUGAUACUCUAUAGCAAAAUUAGCAACUACAAUUGCCUGAACAGUCAAAUUCUAUGAACAUCAUUUCAACCUCUAUGGUCCUUUCUUCUGACUUUAACACUUGUGAGACUUCUACUCAACUUGCUGCUCCUGCUCACUCAAAACCAAAUCAUUUCCAAACAGAAACUCACCCAAGGAAGUAAGUCUUCAUCAGACUUCAGUCAUUUGAAGACCAAGACCAGAUAGAGAGGGACAGAGAACAAGGAAUAUUUAAAAUUUCUGGAAACUUCAACGACUUCUAUGAGCUCAAAGAAAUUCUCGGAGAAGGUUGUGUAGGACUUGUGAAGAAGGCAGUCCGUAAAUCAGAUGGAUAAGUGUUCGCAGUGAAGACAGUGAGAACUCGUGAUGAGGAAACCAUUGAAAAUAUUAAGUAAGAGUUCUUACAUUUAAAGUAAUUGAAUCAUCCCAACAUAGUUAAAGUCUAUGAGCUCUACAUUGACAACCUCAGCGGUAAAAUUCACUCAGUUAUGGAACUCAUAAAUGGAAAGGAAAUGUUCGAAGUCAUUCACGAGCUUGGCCAUUAUUCAGAACUAGUUGCCAGUAAAAUAUUUUCUCAAAUCCUCGAUGCUAUUGCUUACAUGCACUAAAACUAUUGCUGUCACCGCGACUUGAAACCCAACAACAUCCUCUGCAACAGUGAUGGCACUGAAGUUAAAAUUACUGAUUUUAAUGUUUCCAAAUUCAGUGAUCACUACAAGAACUAUCAAGGAGGAGAAAGCAUCAUUCACUAGAGCAUCAAGAUGUGUACCUAUACUGGCACAAUGGCUUUUUCUGCUCCCGAAGUAUUCAAUGAAGAAAUUUGCUAUGACGAAACAAUUGACAUGUGGAGUGCUGGCUGUAUCUUAUUUACUAUGCUCUCCGGUAGAGAACCUUUCUAAGCAGAAUAUGUUCAUGACCUUGUCAAGUUAAUUUGCUAAGGAAAGUACAACUUUGAUGACCCAGUUUGGUAAGACAUCUCCUCUGAGGCGAAGGAUUUGAUUUCAAAGUGCUUGACUGUUGAUUCAACAUAAAGAAUAAAACCAGAAGAGGCUUUAAAGCAUCCUUUUAUCACAAGAGCUAGAGUAAGCAGCAGCUUUUCUUCUAUGACUAAUGAAUGUGCCUCACCUGUUAAAAUUCCCAUUAUCGAUAUUUAAUAAAUCCAACCCUUUAUUGAAAUUGAAGAAGAAAGAAAUGAAGGGGUAAGCACUACUCCUGCUAAUGCAAAUUUAUGUAGAAAAUAAUUAAGCCAAAACAUAGACAGACUCAUUGUAAAUAACUCCAAAAAGAAUAAAAAUUUAACUAAAUUUAGCAAUGAGCGUCCUAGAGCUGUUAGUAGCAUUUGCAUCUAACUUUGCAACUAAUUUGAUUACCAGAGCUUACUAAAUAAUCAAUAAACGUUAAAUGGCCACUAAUUCACCGAAUUGGAAAAUCAUGAAGAAUAAGAAGAAGAAAAUGAUGAAUAAUACAAUGAAGAAUAAUUCUAGAGAAAAAGAAAGAAAAAAUUUACUAUGAUAUUUAGUAAGGAAGACUGCUUUUCAAAUCACGCAGAUACUGACUCAAGUUCAAAUAAUCUUGUUAAUAAAAAUGAAUAAAAUAAAGUUAGUAAAGAGCAAACUAAAAAUUAAAGUAUUUGCAAAUUGCCAUAAUUUGACUCAUUAAAAAACCGUUCUACUAACUGGAAAAAAAAAUCAAAUUAAUCAAGCACUUAAAAUUUGUUAGAAGAUUCAUCACAGUAGCAACUAGACAAUUAAAAUAUGACAACAUCUUCUUCUUCAUCUUCUUCCUUAUCUUCUUCUUUGAGUCCUAAAAACUAAAGUUUCUCAAACAGUCGUAAUAGAAAUUCUAAAUCCAAACAAAACUUAUACUGGAACGAUGAAGAAUCUGAAAAUUAUUCUGUCUCUGAUUUCGUUUCAAAUAACAACGACUCAAAAAGCAAAAGAAAAAGCAAUAGUAAAACUGCUUCUAACGAAAGCAGCAUGUCAUUCAUCAAAAAUGCAUUCAAAUCUUUUAAAAAGAGAUUCGUUUUUUCAUUCUAAAGAAGCAAUUUGAACAGCCAAACCCAAAGAAGCUUUUCUUGUGACAUUUAAAAUUCUGAAGAUUUUAAAAAAAUGCAAGAAAAUCAAGAAGCCUUGAUAAAUGAAAUCAAUCUGCUUAGAUGCAAAGAAAACUCCAAUAAAAACUAAUAAAUUAACCAAUCUUAUUGCUCAUUCACAAGCGGCAUUGAGGCUCUCUCAAAGCUCUGCGUACCAACAAUAAAUAGAUUAAUUAACCCACAAAGCAAAUUCAGCAACAGUAAAAAUGUUAAUUCCAGUGCAAACCCAAGAGUAGAAAUCAACAUCAAAGAAUGA
Molecule: messenger RNA, 2631 nt
Organism: Tetrahymena thermophila SB210
Lineage: Eukaryota; Ciliophora; Oligohymenophorea; Hymenostomatida; Tetrahymenidae
Product: Serine/Threonine kinase domain protein
Exons: 8
Biological process (GO): protein phosphorylation
Molecular function (GO): ATP binding; protein kinase activity
Source: RefSeq, a predicted model, not a curated record